Apiotrichum porosum is the source of this 1161-nucleotide messenger RNA. RefSeq lists its product as uncharacterized. Lineage: Eukaryota; Fungi; Basidiomycota; Tremellomycetes; Trichosporonales; Trichosporonaceae. The transcript is spliced from 9 exons. Bases 1 to 1161 code for a protein of 386 amino acids. Gene Ontology annotation, molecular function: nucleotide binding. The record is from RefSeq and is a predicted model, not a curated record.
AUGACUUUCGACCUCCCAUUCUCCGUUAUCAUCGUAGGCGCUGGUAAUAUCAACUUUGGCUCUCCAGAGGGUCCGUGGAAUCAUUCCACACGCCUCGAAGCCAAGCUAGGCGUUCGACUGGUAGUCGCAGCCAUCGUUGAUCCUGCGACAGCCCAUGCUAAGCGGCAGCUGGAGGUGAAGCGCGGGUCAGCAGCGGCGGCAUCUUAUGCUUCGACUCUGAUUUUCUCGUCAAUCGCUGCCGCCCACGCAGGACUGGACAGCCCGCCAGACCUCGUCGUCCUUGGGUCCCCCGCCGCGUUCCGGGGCACGACCGACGAGUCAUCUGGAAAUGACGCUGAAGUGCAGCUUAGCCGCAUGUUCCCUACUGCUGCUAUAUUUGUGGAAAAGCCUGUUGGCGCAGGCCCAGUCGAAGAGCCUCGCGCCGUUGGUCAGCAUCUUGAGAGUGUUGGUUCGCUUGUGAGCGUAGGCUACAUGCUCCGCUACUCCGCUGCGGUACAGAAGAUGAAGCAGAUCAUUCAGGACAAUAACCUGGCUAUCAUGAUGACCUCUGCUCGCUACGUCAUGGGAGCCUACGAGUUUAGCGCAAAGCCUGCUUGGUGGAACAAGGCGAUUGACUGCGGACCCAUUGUCGAGCAAGCCACUCACUUUUGCGACCUCUCGCGAUACUUUGGUGGUGAAGUCGUCCUUGGUUCGAUUGCCGCCAACUCUGUAGAGUGGUACGAGGCGCCGGGGAGGCUUAGCAAGAUAUCAGUGGACGAGACUCUCAUUCCGGAGGAACAACGCAUUCCGCGGUUCACGUCGGCUACCUGGAAAUAUGCUAAUGGUGCCAUUGGACAUCUCGAACACGGCGUGGCUCUGCAGGGCACGGCAUUUUCCACCGAGUUCACGGUCUGGGCUGACGGGUAUCAACUCAAACUGGUCGAUCCAUACAACCACCCAACCCUGUACCUUCGCCGGCCCGGUAACGAUGCAGAGGAGAUCAUCCAUUUCGACGGAGAUGACCCAUUCCUUUCCGAGAUGGCGGCUGUCAUUGAGCGAAUCGAGGGGGCUGAUACGCCGAUUCUCAGUUCAUACGCAGAUGCCGUGAAGACGUAUGAGAUGACUUGGGCCAUCCGUUGGGCAAGCGAGCGUUCCCGAGUGCCCAAUGGUAUUGCUAACUAG